Messenger RNA from Alligator sinensis (Chinese alligator), 2729 nucleotides. It is a transcript of the gene TFEC, whose product is annotated as transcription factor EC. The transcript is spliced from 8 exons. Bases 31 to 1185 code for a protein of 384 amino acids. Gene Ontology annotation, cellular component: nucleus. Gene Ontology annotation, molecular function: protein dimerization activity; DNA-binding transcription factor activity, RNA polymerase II-specific; RNA polymerase II cis-regulatory region sequence-specific DNA binding. Lineage: Eukaryota; Metazoa; Chordata; Crocodylia; Alligatoridae. Gene Ontology annotation, biological process: regulation of transcription by RNA polymerase II. The record is from RefSeq and is a predicted model, not a curated record.
UUGAGACAGCUGUGCACUCUUGAUUUGAAUAUGACAACCAGAAAUGGGCCCCUUUCCCUGGUGCAAACACACUUGGAAAAUCAAUCUAGAUAUCACAUACAGCAGAGCCAGAGACAUCAAGUGAAACAGUACCUGAUGCUUGAUACAAAACUUUCCAGCCAGACACUCUCGCUAUCCCAUUCGCAUACAGCCCAGCCUGCAGGAGUUGCGCCUGUACUAAGAAAUGGACACAUGCCUCCUGUCAGUGAUAUUGGCGCUCCGGAAAGUCCAGUUUCCAAGUUAUUGCCUCUUGGAGAAGAACGUGAGAACGCGAUGGAGGAGGUUAUUGAUGACAUAAUCAAUAUGGAAUCAAGUUUUAAUGAUGAAGGGAUAGGUUGCUCCGAAGCUCCCCUACUAAUGCAAAGAACUCUGUCUAAUAACAUUUUGGAUAUAUACAACAGUGACCAGGGAAUAUCACCUGCUAAUAUGGGUCUUACAAAUGCUUCCUGCCCAGCUAUCCUACCAGUAAAAAGGGAAAUCACAGAAGCAGAUACACGGGCAAUGGCAAAGGAGAGACAAAAAAAGGAUAACCACAACCUCAUUGAAAGAAGAAGAAGGUAUAAUAUUAAUUACCGAAUCAAGGAGCUUGGCACGCUUAUUCCAAAGUCCAAUGAUCCUGAUAUGCGCUGGAACAAAGGAACUAUUUUAAAAGCAUCAGUGGAGUACAUCAAGUGGCUACAAAAAGAACAACAGAGAGCCAGAGAAUUAGAACACAGACAGAAGAAAUUAGAGCAGGCUAACAGAAGACUUCUACUUCGAAUUCAGGAACUAGAAAUCCAGGCUCGUGCUCAUGGUCUGCCAGUCAUGUCUUCACUUGCUGCUGUGGAUUUAGCUGCCCAAGUCAUCAAGCAACAGACAUAUCCAGAAGAGAAUGUCAUAGACUAUUCUCAGCAAAUGGCUCUGACUCAUGGACCAAGUUCUGACAUUUGUGAUGGAUCGAUAGCCUUUUCCGAUCCACUUUCGCACUUCACAGAUCUCUCUUUUAGUGCCGCUUUAAAAGAAGAACAAAGGUUAGAGGAAAUUUUACUCGAUGACACAAUAUCGCCAUUUGGAACAGAUCCACUCUUGUCUUCCACAUCACCUGCUGCAUCAAAAGAGAGUAGUCGGAGAAGUAGCUUUAGUACCGAUGAUGGAGAUGAUUUGUAGAACUAGAUAGGCCCUGAUGAUAUUUUUUUAAUCAUUUGCUGGUGCUAAAAAAUUGUGUUAUGAAUUUAAGUUUGAUGUUGGUGCUUACUUCAAAUAAGAAAACAAAGAACUGUUGUGGUAACAAGCUGUUGUGUGGGUAGGGCUUAGCUGAGGCAAACUUCAUAGAACAAUAGAGUUGUAUCUCCUUAUCCUGGAACUAGCUACAGAUCCUUCUUUAUUUACCAGAAAGGUUUGUUUUUUUUUCCAUCUUUUCUUCUAUUCUUACAGAAGUAUUAAAAUAGUUCCCACAAAACCAUGUCACAAAAUUAUACUCAAAUACGCUGUUGAAUUUAGUACUCAUUUCUCCCAAAUUUAUUCAAGACUUUUAGUUGUAAGCAUUUAUUAAUUUCUUUUUAAGUGAAAAAUAGAAAAUUUGAAUAAAACCAAUGGCUAUGUAACAUGAACUGCAAUGGGGAAAUGUUUGAAUGUGAUCUACUUACAAUAGAGAUGUUAAAAUCAUUAUAAAAGGUGGGAGACUAAUGCUGCAUGAACUGCAUGCACUUGUAUUUAAAAUAAGACCACAAAGUUCAUAAAGUUGUUUUUUGAAUCCAUAUUUCAGUUUUUAUUCACCUAUAGAAAAUAUCAAACAUUCAGUAUUCAUUAUUGUGCAUUUUAGUGUUACCAAAGAAAACCAGAAAUAUAACAAUAGGGAUAAAAAAAGCAAUCAAACAAAAACCAAAUUUAUUGGACAGAUACAGAUCAGGUUUCAGCAAUUUAAAAAGAGGUUACUUAGUCAACAGAAUAAAGUAAGAGUGCAUGUGGGCGUGUCUACAUGAGACGCUAUGUCGCCAUAGUGACGAGCUACGGCAAUGCACAGUUGGCAGACACGAAUCAUGAUGCCGACGCUACUGCACAGUAGGGUCAAAAACGACUUGGGCGCCUCUGGGACUGUACAGUAACAACUUGCUAAAGCAAGUACUAAAUGACUGUGCAGUAACAUCUGUGUAGUUGGGCGCACGUGUAGAUGCGCCCUGCAUGUAUAGGAUGCAAUGGAGAUAUUCAGUGUUACAAUUAGUAUAAAUUAAAACAGCCACUGUUGCUAAUAGUAAUAUCAGUUAUUUGUCAUGUACCCAGGUGGUGUCCUUCUUUGAUGGUGGCUAAUCACAAUUGAAUAAUAGGAUACUGUAUUUUCCAAGAAAACUUUUUCAAGCCAUGAAGUGUGUCUUGGUUCCUUUGAUGGCAUAGUAGGGUUUUUCUAAAGGGACAAGUCCUAACUCUAUACCAAUAUUUUUGAUCCAGUUGGAUGUGGAGGAUGAGAUGUACUACAUUCCCUUGCAUGCAUUUUGGCAGAGAAUUUCACUUUAAAUUUGCCUCUAGAUUCAUUAUCAAAAAGAUAAGUAGUGUCUGGAGCCAAAGGAAAUAUUCCUGAAGCUGUUGUUCUGAUCCACUCCUUUAUCACACUCGCAUGCUAGUAAUGGGCAUUCAAAACAUAUGGAUUUGACUUAGAGCUUCAGCAGUUAGAGAACAGGCAGAAGACGCAUCAUCUUCAUAUACGGUGAAAUUUU